Messenger RNA from Caenorhabditis remanei, 303 nucleotides. RefSeq lists its product as uncharacterized. Bases 1 to 303 code for a protein of 100 amino acids. NCBI's taxonomy places the organism in Eukaryota, Metazoa, Nematoda, Chromadorea, Rhabditida, Rhabditidae. The transcript has 2 exons. The record is from RefSeq and is a predicted model, not a curated record. Gene Ontology annotation, molecular function: protein binding.
AUGGAGCCCUUCAAAUUAAUGAAUACUCCGUUUAUAGUAUUCCAAAAGAUUAUAAAACUGAUGGAUAUGAUUGACGUGUUUGAACUUUCCCAUACAUCGAACCGAUUGUUCGCCCGUAUCAAAUAUUCAAGACGCCGAAUCGAACCGAUUUAUCUGUUCAAAAAAGAAAAGCAUCUAAUGAUUCGUGUGAUUGAGAAAAAUGAUGAGAACUCGCAGUUCGCUAUUUAUCUGACAUCGGAGAACGUGGAAAAGGAUGUGCUGAGACAGUUGAGAAUGGGAGAGACAGUCUUUGAUGUUUGGUAG